Heterostelium album PN500 is the source of this 366-nucleotide messenger RNA. RefSeq lists its product as uncharacterized. The transcript has 2 exons. NCBI's taxonomy places the organism in Eukaryota, Evosea, Eumycetozoa, Acytosteliales, Acytosteliaceae. The record is from RefSeq and is a predicted model, not a curated record. Bases 1 to 366 code for a protein of 121 amino acids.
AUGACACAUCGUUAUCUUGACUAUAUUCUUAGUCUUGGAGAGUAUUCACAACUCGAUAGAAAUGGUUUUAUCUUUAAGGCAAUAAGAAAGUUUCUAAAUAAAUCAUCGGUGGGCUUCCCUAUGGACCGAACUUCAAAAAAAGUUAAUUUCGAUAUUAGAGUUACCAACAACUAUAACAACUACGAUGGUUACAAUUUUAGUGAUUGGCCGUCUAUUCUGGAGGAUAUCAAAGACCUCGAUUGUAUCAUGCUGAGUAACAACAUUUUACUAACAAAAACAGUAUUACCAUUAUUCGAUCAUUUCUUGUUGAUUGAUAAAGAUGAUCAAUUUCACUCUGAUACAGAUGAUUACGAAGAUGAUGAAUAA